AUGGCUUACGAGCCACGUGGUGACCACGGAGGAGGCGGCCAAGAUGGUGCCUUUGUCAAAGUCCGAGGUCGAAGACCUGUGACGGACUACAGCUCUACUGUCAUACACUGGCUCCGGAAUAGAUUACCCAAUUAUAAAGGCUCAUACGAUGGCGAGAGGGAGCGUCCCAGCGCAAGCUACAUCGUGGAUAUGCUUCCACCGGCUGCGCGACCAACAAAUGCGGCGGACACCAUCCCUGCCAAACAUCUUCACUCCUCGCUAAACAAGAUCAAACAUCCCAUCAACGUCGUUCGAUGGACGCCCGAAGGCCGCAGGCUGUUGACAGCGUCGACAAGCGGCGAAUUCACGCUAUGGAACGGAACGGGCUUCAAUUUCGAAACCAUCAUGCAAGCUCACGACUCCUCCAUUCGCGCGUUGGAGUACUCUCACAGCGACGACUGGCUCAUCUCGGGCGAUCACGACGGCCUGAUCAAGUACUGGCAACCAAACUUCAACAACGUGCAAAGCAUAAACGCGCACUCGGACCCGAUUCGAGACCUGGCCUUUAGCCCCAACGACGCCAAGUUUGCGAGCGCGUCUGACGAUUCGACCCUCAAAAUCUUCGACUUUGCCCUGGGGCAGAUGGAGUCCAAGCUCGAGGGGCACGGAUGGGAUGCCAAGAGCGUGGACUGGCACCCUACAAAGGGCCUGCUGGUUUCCGGAUCAAAGGACCACCUGGUCAAGCUGUGGGAUCCCAGGACGACGCGGUGCCUGACGACUCUCCACGGCCACAAGAGCACCAUCACAAAAGUCAUGUUUGAGAGGGUGCGGGGGGCCUGCCUGGCCACGUCGGCCCGGGACCAAACCGCCCGCGUGUUUGACCUGAGGAUGAUGCGCGACAUCUGCCUGCUCAAGGGCCACGAAAAGGACAUUUCCACCCUCACGUUCCACCCCGUCCACGCCAACCUGCUCACGACGGGAGGCAUGGACGGCUCCCUCUUCCACUACCUCCUGGACUCGCCGAACCCGCCGGCCGGCCAGCCGCUCACCGUCAGCCCCUACGACAGCAUCGACCCGGCCUCGACCCCUGCCCAGUCCGUCUGGCCCAUGCACAGGAUACCCUUUGCGCACGACUACGCCAUCUGGUCCCUCGACUGGCAUCCGCUGGGCCACAUCCUGGCGUCCGGCUCCAACGACCGCAUCACGCGCUUCUGGACGAGAGCGCGACCCGGCGACUCGGACAUAUCCCAGGACAGGUACCACAUUGGCGAAGCAGCCGCCGAGGCGCAAGGCACGUGGGAUCGACGCGGGAACCGCCGCCAGCGCCAGGAAGAGGAGCAGCAAGAAAUGGAGGACGAGAUGGACGCCCUCGUCGACCAAGACGCCCCGAAACCGCCUUCCAUCCCCGCACGCCCCGGCAUCCCCGGCCUGCCUCUCGGCGGCCGACCGGCCCCGCCAGGCCUCACCUCAGCCUUGCCGCCGCCGCCGCCACCCAUCCCGGGCGUCGGGCUGCCGGGAGGGGCAAAGGGACCGCCCCCGCCUCCGUUCCCGUUCCCCGGUCUGAACGGGGCUCCCCCUCCGCCCUUGCCGGGCCUGGAUCCCCAUAACCCCCCGGAUCCCGCAAAGCUCCUCGAGCUGAUGAAGAAGGCCGGCGUGCCUCUCCCGCCCCCGGGGGCAUUCCCGCCAGGCUUCAUCCCCCCGCCGGGGAACGUGCCGCCCCCUCCGCCGGGAAAUUUCCCGUUUCCCGUUCCGCCGCCGCCGCCGCCGCCGCACCAAGCGGACGAGGAAAAGACGGAGUCGAGACGCAGGGCCCCGCUGCCCAGCCAGGAGGACAGCCUGCGGCAGGAGCAGCGGCAGGGUAGAUACACAAGGGCUAGGUAG
Messenger RNA from Ustilaginoidea virens, 1860 nucleotides. RefSeq lists its product as uncharacterized. The record is from RefSeq and is a predicted model, not a curated record. The coding region runs from base 1 to 1860 and encodes 619 amino acids. Gene Ontology annotation, molecular function: protein binding. The transcript is spliced from 3 exons. Lineage: Eukaryota; Fungi; Ascomycota; Sordariomycetes; Hypocreales; Clavicipitaceae. Gene Ontology annotation, cellular component: mRNA cleavage and polyadenylation specificity factor complex.